GUUGAGAGGCUAAUUAGGUAGAGGGCGGGGCCUGGGACGUCCGGGCCUGGGGUUAUUGAGGCCCGGGGUCUGUGCUGUGUUAGAAGCUGUUACUAUUAGGAGGCGGUGGAUCCUUAUUCCAAUGGCUGACCCAGGAUUUAUUUUUUCAUUACUGGGGCUUGAACCCAGUGCCUUCGCAAUGAGCUACAUCCCCAGACCUUGGCCUUUUUUAUUUUUUAUUUUCUUUGGUACCGGGGAUCGAACUUAGGUCCUUGCGCCUGCGCAGCAGGCGGGGAAACCACUGCGCUAAAUCCCGGGCCCGACCUUGGCCUUUUUUAAUUUUUAUUUUGAGCCGGUUUCAGUAUGUCACUAAGUUGCCCAGGAUGGGAUCAAACUUGUGAUCUUCCUGCGUCAGUUUGAGGGCUGGGUUACAGGAGUGCGCUACUAUUACUGGCUCCAGGAUUAUCUGAUAAAACGGCGGGGUCAGGACAGUGAUUGGUGUGGCCUCAGCCUAUAAGAUUACUAGGGGAGGUGUGUGCUCCCUAGAUUGCUAAAUUAUGGGCGAGUCUGUGUAAAUUGCAAAGGUUAUGCAAAAAGCCCCAGGUAUUAGUGUGCUGGAUUCUGCAGACAUAGAAGUCACAGACAGCCACCUGCCUCAUGCCAUUGUCGUGGAGCACCUGGCCCAGCACUGCAGGUCAGAGACUCUGGGUAUGAGUACUGCGCCACGUCCAGUGAUUCUGGAUAAGGCAAGCUGUGCUUGGAAGCCAACCCAGGCCUCCAGUUGGUUCUCUGUGGAGCUGCUCCGUGGCCCUGCAGGCUUUGGCCUCAUCUUAAGUGGGUGCCGAGAUGGAGCAGGGAAUGCUCCCCUGGCAGUUCGUGGGCUGCUGAAGGAUGGGGCUGCGCAGUGCUGUAGUCAUUUGCAGGUCGGUAACCUUGUGCUCCACAUCAGUGGAGAGUCUGGACAGGGCCUUACCUGUGCCCAGGUCAUGGAGUGGAUCCUUGCUGGAGGUCCCAGGCUCCACCUUGGGCUCAGGCAGCCUCCCAGAAAGCCUGAGGAACUGAGAGGGCCCUAGAAAGGAGGUGCUGGGUUUUCCAGAGGAGAGGGUCAGGGAUCUGUGAGAAGUAGGGGUUCACAGACCAGAGGCUGGGCCCUGGGUGGAAAGGGUUUGGUGGUCUCAGUGGGAGAGGGUUGCAAUAUGGUGUUUGGGUGUGAUUACGGUAUUCUCCAAGGUGGGGGCAAGUAGGGGACCCCUUCUCAGGAUAGGAAUUUCAGAAGGGAGGUUUUUGAAGUGUGAGGAGAUUCAAGGAGGGAAGGAGUCUGGGGUAAAAUCGCGUGUUCAGAAGGAAGGGUCUUAGUCCUUGGAGAGGCAAGCAGAAUCAGUCUCAGUUGAGAGACAGGAUGUAUUGGACAGAGGGUCUAGUUCUGAGAGACACAGGGUCUACAAGUGAAAGGGUUGGGAGUCAAGGGAGGUGAGGUGAGGGAGGGGACAGUGAGAGGUCCUAGAAAGGAGUGGUUCAUAGUCCCAAGGCCAAGGUGGCAGUUUGAUUUCCUGUGGCGGUUGUGGGAAAUAAUUUCUGAGAGGCAUGGCAUGGAUAGAGGAGGGGAGGGAUAUGGAGAAAGACGUGUGAGGGAUGGCACUGGUCACUGAAGGGUAGGUAGCUCCAGGCCUUGUAGGAGAGGUUUCUUCAAGGGACAGGGGUCUCUGUCCCCCACAACCCUUGGGCUCUCCCAGCCACUCUCAGGCAAAGGCCCUGAUUUCAGUUCCCUACACCAGCACUCAAUCUAACCCGCAGUCUCGGUGU
Messenger RNA from Heterocephalus glaber (naked mole-rat), 1782 nucleotides. The record is from RefSeq and is a predicted model, not a curated record. NCBI's taxonomy places the organism in Eukaryota, Metazoa, Chordata, Mammalia, Rodentia, Bathyergidae.